Molecule: messenger RNA, 1485 nt
Organism: Homo sapiens (human)
Lineage: Eukaryota; Metazoa; Chordata; Mammalia; Primates; Hominidae
Gene: ASCL2
Product: achaete-scute family bHLH transcription factor 2
Exons: 2
Coding region: 257-838 (193 amino acids)
Biological process (GO): stem cell population maintenance; positive regulation of T cell migration; negative regulation of transcription by RNA polymerase II
Cellular component (GO): cytoplasm; nucleus
Molecular function (GO): DNA-binding transcription repressor activity, RNA polymerase II-specific; bHLH transcription factor binding; E-box binding
Source: RefSeq, marked validated
GGAGACCUGGGAGAGUCCGGCCGCACGCGCGGGACACGAGCGUCCCACGCUCCCUGGCGCGUACGGCCUGCCACCACUAGGCCUCCUAUCCCCGGGCUCCAGACGACCUAGGACGCGUGCCCUGGGGAGUUGCCUGGCGGCGCCGUGCCAGAAGCCCCCUUGGGGCGCCACAGUUUUCCCCGUCGCCUCCGGUUCCUCUGCCUGCACCUUCCUGCGGCGCGCCGGGACCUGGAGCGGGCGGGUGGAUGCAGGCGCGAUGGACGGCGGCACACUGCCCAGGUCCGCGCCCCCUGCGCCCCCCGUCCCUGUCGGCUGCGCUGCCCGGCGGAGACCCGCGUCCCCGGAACUGUUGCGCUGCAGCCGGCGGCGGCGACCGGCCACCGCAGAGACCGGAGGCGGCGCAGCGGCCGUAGCGCGGCGCAAUGAGCGCGAGCGCAACCGCGUGAAGCUGGUGAACUUGGGCUUCCAGGCGCUGCGGCAGCACGUGCCGCACGGCGGCGCCAGCAAGAAGCUGAGCAAGGUGGAGACGCUGCGCUCAGCCGUGGAGUACAUCCGCGCGCUGCAGCGCCUGCUGGCCGAGCACGACGCCGUGCGCAACGCGCUGGCGGGAGGGCUGAGGCCGCAGGCCGUGCGGCCGUCUGCGCCCCGCGGGCCGCCAGGGACCACCCCGGUCGCCGCCUCGCCCUCCCGCGCUUCUUCGUCCCCGGGCCGCGGGGGCAGCUCGGAGCCCGGCUCCCCGCGUUCCGCCUACUCGUCGGACGACAGCGGCUGCGAAGGCGCGCUGAGUCCUGCGGAGCGCGAGCUACUCGACUUCUCCAGCUGGUUAGGGGGCUACUGAGCGCCCUCGACCUAUGAGCCUCAGCCCCGGAAGCCGAGCGAGCGGCCGGCGCGCUCAUCGCCGGGGAGCCCGCCAGGUGGACCGGCCCGCGCUCCGCCCCCAGCGAGCCGGGGACCCACCCACCACCCCCCGCACCGCCGACGCCGCCUCGUUCGUCCGGCCCAGCCUGACCAAUGCCGCGGUGGAAACGGGCUUGGAGCUGGCCCCAUAAGGGCUGGCGGCUUCCUCCGACGCCGCCCCUCCCCACAGCUUCUCGACUGCAGUGGGGCGGGGGGCACCAACACUUGGAGAUUUUUCCGGAGGGGAGAGGAUUUUCUAAGGGCACAGAGAAUCCAUUUUCUACACAUUAACUUGAGCUGCUGGAGGGACACUGCUGGCAAACGGAGACCUAUUUUUGUACAAAGAACCCUUGACCUGGGGCGUAAUAAAGAUGACCUGGACCCCUGCCCCCACUAUCUGGAGUUUUCCAUGCUGGCCAAGAUCUGGACACGAGCAGUCCCUGAGGGGCGGGGUCCCUGGCGUGAGGCCCCCGUGACAGCCCACCCUGGGGUGGGUUUGUGGGCACUGCUGCUCUGCUAGGGAGAAGCCUGUGUGGGGCACACCUCUUCAAGGGAGCGUGAACUUUAUAAAUAAAUCAGUUCUGUUUA